Molecule: messenger RNA, 1104 nt
Organism: Ruditapes philippinarum (Manila clam)
Lineage: Eukaryota; Metazoa; Mollusca; Bivalvia; Venerida; Veneridae
Product: protein Star-like
Exons: 2
Coding region: 343-1080 (245 amino acids)
Source: RefSeq, a predicted model, not a curated record
UCAACAGCAUAAUUGCCAUUUACACCUUUUUGUUAAUGGAUUAAACAUUCCCUAUAUAAUCUACAUUGUCUGCAAAAUCUAAAAUCCUUCAUUGUUUAACUUGUCUAUAUAAUCCCUCUAUGUUUAACUUGUCUAUAAAGUCAGUCUGUAAAGUAUACCGACACACUUUUAUCAAUUUACAAAGUCUUGUAUUUCACAUUUAUAUCAGAGUGUGGCAUUUACUUAGUGUUAUUGAUUUAUAAGAUUUGCGUUAAUUUCAAUAUUUAUAUAAGAAUGAUCUGUUCCCGUUAGGCUCAUGUGUUUAGAUAAAAUGCUUGUUAUAUUGCAUUAAUAUUUUAUUUUAUGUGUGUACUUAUAUCGUUAUCAAAUAUUUUAAAUGGAUCGCAAUUGUUAGCAUUCAAAUCAAAAGUUAACCGAGCUGAGGACAGAAAACACUUAUCAAACAUGAUACUCAUCAUUACCUUUGUUUUAAAUUUUUCCAUGUGCAUCAAAUGUCUUUUUUUUGCUUUUCAGACAAACGGGUUUUUUAUUGAAUCUGGGGCCUUUGAUGGAGAAUACUUGUCAAACAGUUUGUUUUUUGAACGUUUUCGAAAUUGGACAGGACUUCUUGUUGAACCUAAUCCAUUUCAAUUCAAGAGGUUGAUGAAUAAAAAUAGGAAAGCAUACGCUAUCAAUGCAUGCCUUUCAGAGAAAAACUAUUCUUCUGUUGAAACAUUCAACGUUGGAAAUAAGGACUAUCUCGGGGGGAGUGUUGUUCAAAAAGAAACACACAAGCCUCUUCCCAAGCAUAUCCGAGUAAAGUGCCAUCCCCUAAUCUUAAUAUUGCAGGCAAUAGACCGCUUUGAAAUAGAUUAUUUUAGCUUAGACAUAGAAGGUGCCGAACAUGGGGUUCUAAGUUUAUUGCCUUGGGAAAGAAUAAAAGUCAAGAUAUUUUCAAUAGAACACAAUAAGUGGCCUGGUGGUAAAUUGAACCUUCUAAAAUUCAUGGAAAAACGAGGAUACAAACUUUUAACUGAAAUAAAACAUGUAGGUGUUGCUCCAGAUUAUAUAUUUAAGAAAACAUCAGAUAAUUUACUAUAAUUGUUUAACACAUGCCACAUAAAU